AUGAAGACCCAGCUGGCUUGUUCAAAGAAGGCGGUUGGCCCGCGAAAGAAGCCCGCCCAGUUGGAACGAAGAAGCCGGCUGCCUUGCGAUAGAAGCCGGGCUGUGGAGAACGAAGCCGGUUGUCCCGCAACAGAAGCCGGCCUGGGGAGAACGAAGGAGCCGGCCGGCCCCACGGAACGGCCACCUAAGUCAGGCAACGCACAACCCGAAUUCAUCACAACGAAGAAGAGGCCAAGCCGGCUGGCUAGCUGGCCCGAUGAAAAGAACCCGGCUGGCCCAAUGAAAAGAAGCCAGCUGGCGUUUCGAAAAAAAAAGCGGGCCGUCCCCCAAAUGAAAAGUAGGAGAUAG
Molecule: messenger RNA, 348 nt
Organism: Bursaphelenchus okinawaensis
Lineage: Eukaryota; Metazoa; Nematoda; Chromadorea; Rhabditida; Aphelenchoididae
Source: the annotation of a GenBank genome assembly